UCACUCUGGCCAAGCGCAUGGCCACGUCGGGACUGCUCACACCAGACAGCGAUCCGACCGAGGGCUGUUUUAAUUACCCGCUGGUUGAGAAGUUCAUGAUGACGAAGCGCUGCUCGCGGGGGAUGUUGACUCGCUACCUGUUGUGUCGCGGCCUGACUCUCGUCACCCUGGUUUGUGCCUGCGUCUACCUGGGUUACUACCUCCGCCUGGCCUCUGUCACUGACGAGUUCGGAUGCAAGCUCCGUGUCGGCCUCCUCGCCUCUGACCCUGGGAUCCCCGACAAGGUGCAGUGUAAGCUCGUCGCCGUGGGAGUCUUCUCCUUGCUCAGUCUUGUUAACUUGGUCCUGUUCAUCGCACUGAUUCCUGUGGUGAUCUAUGCCGCUCUGCGUCCGCUCUUCUGCCACGGACACGCCCGAUUCCUGGAAACCUACCAGUCCCUCCCCACAGUGAGCGUCCUGCCCGACCCGGAAGGCCAGUGGGACGAUCUCUCCCUGUACCUGCUCUUCCUAGAGGAGAACAUCAGUGAGCUGAAGUCUUAUAAAUACAUCAAGGUGUUGGAACUGUUGAGGCGACGAGGUGAAUGCUCAGGAGAAAACUUUGACGCCAUGGGUCUGCUGCAGACUCUCUAUCUAGUGAAGAUGGACGGUGUGGAUGGAAAUAAAACCACCGCUCCGGGGAAACAGGAUGAAGUAAAAACAAAUGCAGCCGCCUCUGGGAACAGCCCCACAGCAACCGACACUGAAGAGCAUAAGAACAACUGCAACCGUCUGAUCCUGGAAACUGAGAUGAAAGAGCUCAGUCCCUUGCUGCCAGGAAACAGCGAUGUAACCGGCAGUAGAAACAGCGAGGGAGCUAAUCUCCGACAGCGAGCAAUGUGAUCAACUACUGACACAGCGACCACGACCUGGACAACACUACAUUUGAGAAACUGACACCAUGUGUAAAUUACAGUUUUGUGGUUUUCAACCAAA
Paralichthys olivaceus (Japanese flounder) is the source of this 971-nucleotide messenger RNA. The record is from RefSeq and is a predicted model, not a curated record. NCBI's taxonomy places the organism in Eukaryota, Metazoa, Chordata, Actinopteri, Pleuronectiformes, Paralichthyidae.